AUGUGCCUUUUAUGCAACAAAGUUUUGGGCAAUGACGCUAUGAAACCAUCUAAACUGCAAGAUCAUUUGAGAAGAUGCCACCCUGACAAAACAGAGAAAGAUUUGAAAUACUUUCAAACACUCAAAGAUAAAUUUCAGAAGAGACCUACACUGGACAGAAUGUUCGCUUCGACGUCACAAAGAAAUGAUGAUGCAAAAUCCGGAAAACCGCAUACUAUCGGAGAGAAGUUAAUUUUGCCAGCCGUUGAAGAGGUUUUAAAAACUGUUUUACAGAAACCUGCAUCUGAUAUCAUUAAAAGAAUUCCCUUAAGCAAUAAUACUGUUGAAAGACGUAUUGAUGAAAUGAGUUCUGAUAUUGAAAGCUUCUUAUGUAAUUAUUUGCAAACGACCCAUUUCUCUAUACAACUGGACGAGUCAACUUUACCUGAUAAUGCAGCAUUAUUAUUGGCAUAG
Messenger RNA from Acanthoscelides obtectus, 453 nucleotides. NCBI's taxonomy places the organism in Eukaryota, Metazoa, Arthropoda, Insecta, Coleoptera, Chrysomelidae. The record is from the annotation of a GenBank genome assembly.